This is a messenger RNA of Alligator mississippiensis (American alligator), 5604 nucleotides long. It is a transcript of the gene NFRKB, whose product is annotated as nuclear factor related to kappaB binding protein. The transcript is spliced from 27 exons. Gene Ontology annotation, cellular component: Ino80 complex. The record is from RefSeq and is a predicted model, not a curated record. Bases 197 to 4123 code for a protein of 1308 amino acids. NCBI's taxonomy places the organism in Eukaryota, Metazoa, Chordata, Crocodylia, Alligatoridae. Gene Ontology annotation, molecular function: protease binding.
CGCCCCUCGGGGUGCGCAUGCGCGGUGCCCCUUCCCCGGGGAAGCGGAAGGAGCCGUAGCGGCCUGGAGCGGGCGCGCCGAGCGGGGAGGUCGGCCGUCACCCGCCGCGGUGCCGGCCCUCGCUCCGGGCUUUUAAUGCUGUCAACGUCCAACAACAGGCGCCGUGUUUCCUGCCGAAGGAUCAUAAGAGUGAAGAAUGGAUUCUCUGGAUCAUAUGCUGACAGAUCCUUUGGAGCUGGGACCAUGUGGGGAAGGAAAUGGUGCACGAAUCAUGGAGGACUGUAUGCUGGGUGCAACAAGAGUUAGCCUGCCGGAGGACCUUUUGGAGGAUCCUGAGAUCUUUUUUGAAGUUGUCAGCUUGUCUACAUGGCAGGAGGUGCUUACAGAUUCACAGCGCGACCACCUGAAAAAGUUCCUGCCUCAUUUCCCUGAAAAUAAUGCUGAACACCAGAACAAACUCAUCUCAUCUCUUUUCAGUGGAGAGAACUUCCGCUUUGGAAAUCCAUUGCACAUUGCACAGAAACUCUUCCGGGAUGGACAUUUUAAUCCUGAAGUUGUGAAAUACAGGCAACUCUGUUUCAAGUCCCAAUACAAGCGCUACCUGAGCUCCCAGCAGCAGUACUUCUACCGGUUGCUCAAGCAGAUCCUUGCCUCCCGCAAUUACUUGCUAGACCUGGCUAGGAAAGGAGGGCCUGAUAUGACCCUUAAGAAGAAACAUCCAGCACCUGCACGUGGCCCAGAAGAACGGGAUAGACGGACACAUCGGCGCUACUUAAAGGUUUUGAGGGAGGUAAAGGAGGAGUGUGGAGACGCUACUUUAUCCUCUGAUGAAGAAGAUCUAAGUUCCUGGCUUCCAAAUUCUCCAGCCCGUUGCCCAAGUCCAGCAGUUCCCCUCAGAAUGACCCCCACAUUAUCAACCCAAGACAUGAAAACAUCAGAUAAAAUAGAGCUCGGGGAGAGCGACCUGAAGAUGAUGUUGAAGAAGCAUCAUGAGAAACGGAAACGUCAUCCUGACCACCCUGAUCUAAUGACAGGGGACCUGACUCUUGAUGACAUCAUGACCCGUGUGAAUGCUGGCAGGAAGGGUUCCCUGGCAGCCUUGUUUGACCUUGCAACUCUCAAGAAGAAGGUGAAAGAAAAAGAAGAAAAGAAGAAAAAGAAGCUGAAGGUGAUUAAAUCUGAGGUGGAAGAUUUGGCUGACUCCCUUAGCAAUGCUGAGGGAAUCCCACCAAUAUCUCAGGACCUGUCCCCUCCCCCUCUGCCAUCUGUUAAAGAAGAACCUCUUGAAGACAUCAAGCCAUGCCUUGGAGUAAAUGAAAUCUCUUCUAGCUUUUUUUCUCUCCUUCUGGAGAUCCUGCUUAUAGAAGGACCUGCUAGUCUCUCUGUGCUUGAGGAUAAAGUCUUGGAUUGGCAAUCAUCCCCAGCCAGUACCUUAAAUAGCUGGUUCUCCUUUGCCCCUAACUGGUCAGAGCUGGUUUUACCUGCCCUGCAAUAUUUGACAGGUGACAGUAGAGAUGUUCCUCCCAGUUUUUCUCCAUUUGUUGAAUUCAAGGAAAAAUCCCAGCAGUGGAAAUUGCUUGGCUCUUCCCAAGACCUUGAGAAGGAAUUGGCAGCACUUUUUCAACUCUGGUUGGAAACCAAAGACCAGAUGUUUUUCAAGGAAAAUGAAGACAGUCCAGAUGCCACCACACCAGUUCCCAGGGUAAGGACUGACUAUGUAGUCCGACCCAGCACUGGGGAGGAGAAACGUGUCUUCCAGGAGCAGGAGCGCUACCGUUACAGCCAGCCCCAUAAGGCCUUCACCUUCCGCAUGCAUGGCUUUGAGUCAGUUGUUGGUCCUGUGAAGGGCGUGUUUGACAAGGAGACCUCAUUGAACAAAGCUCGAGAGCAUUCUCUCCUGCGAUCAGACAGGCCAGCAUAUGUCACUAUCUUGUCCCUUGUGCGGGAUGCAGCAGCCCGCCUUCCUAAUGGAGAAGGAACACGUGCUGAAAUCUGUGAACUGCUUAAAGAUUCCCAGUUCCUGGCUCCUGAUGUCACCAGUGCCCAAGUUAAUACAGUGGUUAGUGGUGCUCUGGACCGGCUCCAUUAUGAGAAAGAUCCUUGUGUGAAAUACGACAUUGGACGUAAACUGUGGAUAUAUCUGCACCGGGACAGAAGUGAAGAGGAGUUUGAGCGGAUUCACCAAGCUCAGGCUGCUGCAGCAAAGGCCAAGAAAGCCCUUCAGCAGAAACCUAAACCUGCAGCCAAGACAAAAUCUAGUAGUAAAGAGAGCUCUGUGAAAGCACUCCCCAGCAGCACUUCAGAGCCAGGCCAGCUGAGCCUCAGUGACUCCAGCAUGCCACCAACCCCCGUGACUCCUUUGACUCCCACCACACCAGCAUUGCCAGCAACACCCAUUUCACCCCCACCAGUUUCUGUGGUUAGCAAGAAUGUGCCUAGUGUUGGACCAGAGCCAGCUAAACCCAACCAAAGCGUUCUCUUAGUGUCAUCCCCUGCCAUGCCGCAGCUCGGAACGCUUCUUUCCACAGCUCAGAGCGCACAGACACAAGCUGGGCCGCAGCCGCCACCCCCUACCCGGGUGGUAAGCCAUACUGCUUCCUCAGGGCUUCCACAGGUCCGUGUAGUGACUGCACAGUCCAGCCUCCCACCUGCAUCUCAGCAAGCCCCUGUGGUAACACAGCAACAACAACCUGCAUCAGUGCCUCAGAUCCGUGUUCCAGCUACAGCCACUCAAACCAAAGUACUGCCGCAGGCUGUUAUGACCCUACCAGUGAAAGCCCAAACCAGCUCAGUGCAGGUGCAGCGACCAGGAGCUUCUGUGACGGGACAGACGGGCAUCACUGUGACAAGCCUCUCUGCAGCACCCAGUCCCACAGUAAAGCCAGUAACCAGCUCUCCUGGCAGCUCUGCACCAAGCUCCUCCUCUACCACCACGGUCAUCCAGAAUAUAGCUGGCCAGAACAUCAUCAAGCAGGUGGCUAUUACAGGGCAACUAGGCAUGAAGACCCAGGCUGGAAGUGGCAUCCCACUCACAGCUACUAACUUUCGGAUCCAGGGCAAGGAUGUGCUGCGCCUGCCUCCCUCCUCCAUCACCACCGAUGCCAAAGGACAGACUGUGCUCCGUAUCACUCCAGACAUGAUGGCUACUCUUGCCAAGUCCCAAGUCACUACAGUCAAACUGACUCAGGAUCUCUUCACAGCUGCUACUGGAACCAGUGCUACCGGGAAGGGCAUCUCUGCAACUUUGCAUGUGACAUCCAAUGCUGUGCAGUCUGCUGAUACCCCAGCUAAGACUAGUCCAGCCAGUUCAGCUUCUCCCAGCCCAGCUGGCAGCACAGUGGUUAAAGUAACUCCUGACUUAAAGACUGCAGAGUCAACAAGCUCGGCUUUCAGACUGAUGCCAGCUCUGGGCAUGACUGUGGCAGAUCAGAAGGGCAAAGCUAUUACCACAGCAGCAUCCACUGAGGCAAAGCCAGCUGCCACCAUACGAAUUGUGCAGGGGCUAGGGGUUAUGCCACCCAAACCUGGGCAGACCAUAACUGUAGCCACUCAUGCCAAGCCCCCUUCUUCCACAGUAAGCGUGCCUGGCACAGUUCACACCUCAGCAGUCUCUUUACCAACUAUGAGCGCCACAGUAUCAAAAGCAGUUGCUGUGGCUUCUGGAACAGCUGGCACUCCCAUAACCAUUGGAACAGGGGCCUCCGCUGUGAGGCAGGUGCCAGUGAGCACCACAGUGGUAUCCACAUCCCAGGCAGGUAAACUGCCAGCUCGAAUCACAGUGCCAUUAUCAGUGAUCAGCCAGCCAGUGAAAGGCAAGAGUGUGGUGACUGCUCCCAUCAUCAAGGGCAACCUCGGAGCCAACAUUAGUGGAUUGGGUAGGAACAUCAUCCUGACUACAAUGCCAGCUGGGACCAAGCUGAUUGCUGGGAACAAACCUGUGAGCUUCCUAACUGCACAGCAACUGCAACAGCUGCAACAACAAGGCCAGGCCACACAGGUGAGAAUUCAAACAGUCCCUGCCUCUCAUCUUCAGCAAGGAACAGUGUCUGGUUCUACGAAAGCGGUCUCCACUGUUGUAGUGACAACAGCACCAUCUCCAAAGCAGACCCAGGAUCAGCAGUGAAUGUUGGCGUGCAAAUGGAUUGCUUUCCAAGACCACCUCUGAUCCAAUUUUUCUCCUGUUCAUCACCAAUCAGGACUUCAUAGGUGCAAUCACAGACUGUUCGGCCUGCAAGGUAGAAAUUUGAGAAGUCCUGUCUGUGCCAAAAGCAACAAAUGUUGCUUGCCUGGAGUCAGCAUUUUUUGAAUGCAGCAGAAAUCCCAGUAUAACGUGAGAUGCUGUAUUUAAAACCUGAACAUUUCAGUCCAGAUUUGCAAAACAAGCCCCCUAGCAGUGACCUUACUGGAGACUUUAUUCUACUCAUCUCUUUCUAGUUGCCCUUUAUGCAAACACCAGUCUCUCAUUUCAGUAUGUUCUGGGUUACCUUAGGUAAAUAACCCAUGGCCUUCCUUAACCAGUGAAGCCAGCUGUAAGGGGAGCCAGAUUUUGUAAUUCCCUAAGGUCAUGGCCAAGCACAUCCUUAUUGGAGUCCAGUUGUUGCGUUUAUACUUUGUAGAGGUGAUUUUAAAGUUGGUGGCUUGACCACCAGAUUUUAUUUGGGACAUAGCCUGUAGUAGAUCCUUAACAAAAAAUCUAUAUAUUUAUUUAUUUUAUAGCUUUUAAUGACUUGUCCCUGCUUCCUAACCCAUAUUCCUUGUUGAGCUGCUGUCACGGUUGAAGUGAAAAAGUUUUCUUUUUAUUGUCUUCACAAAAGCAGGAUAGAGAGUCCUUUCCCAUAAGCGUGCCUGAUCAAGGGCACUGCUGUUGUAAAAUGGCUAGUAAUUAUGGGGGGAGGAUCAGUAUAUGUAUGUCUUAUUGCAAGUGUGAGCACCCAGCAAUGGAAUAGAAAGAAGAGUCUCCCAGGGAGUUUUCUUUCUUGCAUUCCUCACAACAAGACGACAGAGCCUUUUUCAGUCGGAGAAGACUGCAGUUUGCUUUUAAAGAUGGAGAACAAGCUUUCAACUGUUUGAACUGCAUUCUCAGAUUCUUGCGGAUGACAUUUUUAAGCUCGCUGGCCUGGCCUCUUUGCUUUGUUUUGUUCAUUAUCUUUCUCUGACUUUUUUUUUUUUUUUUUACCUUGAUAUACAAGUUGUUUGGAUUUUGCACAUUACAGAUCAGGAAGUUAUCUGACUUCUACUUUAGACCAGUUCUGACAUCCCCUGGAUUCUUUUUCUGAAGGAAGCCAGAGGAUACAUGGGGCAGAAAGAGAAUAAAGACGCAGAAAGCCUUACAGAUCUAACUUCCCUCCUGCUUACAAGAUUAUACCCGCCAUCUCUCUUCAGUUCCAUACAGGACAUUUCAUUCUGGCAGGGAAGGCAUUUGACCAUACCAUGAACUGAAGUGUGAUCAUCUAACCUGCCAAGGGCUAAUACUCUUCUUCGUCUACAUCUGUAAAAAGGUUUCCUUUAUGUUGUUUCUCUUGUGUUGUUUCUUUUUCUUUCUUUUUUUAAUAUGAAGUUUGCCUUUGAUUUUGUCAGUAAAUGUAUUCUAUUUAAAGAGAAAAA